Messenger RNA from Xyrauchen texanus (razorback sucker), 4209 nucleotides. It is a transcript of the gene ankar, whose product is annotated as ankyrin and armadillo repeat containing. The transcript is spliced from 22 exons. The record is from RefSeq and is a predicted model, not a curated record. Lineage: Eukaryota; Metazoa; Chordata; Actinopteri; Cypriniformes; Catostomidae. Gene Ontology annotation, molecular function: protein binding. Bases 1 to 4209 code for a protein of 1402 amino acids.
AUGGAUAACUUGUACCGGAUCGCUUUCCCAUCAAAUCAGAGUUGUGAUAGAGAUGUCCGUGCUGCUUUGGCCGCUCAGACAAAUGCAACCGCUUUAUUGCAGAAACAUGACCGCAGGGAACAACAAGAACUUGUCAGUCGGACCACCUGUAACUGGUUUUUCAGUUGUGAAGAACACAGCCUGCAUGUUGAUUCACCUCCAGGCAUCAUCAGACAAAUGAGAAAUAUCUUGGAUCCCAACAUAAUAAUUCUUGCUCCCCUUGACUCAUGUUUGCCUCUGGACUACAGAGUUGUUCAUCAGAUUGUGAGGGAGCUGACUGUGGGAAUAUAUGGUUUCAACCAGUUUCCAGUUAUUAGUCUUGUACCCAACUAUGACCAGAGCUCCACGUGCCAGUUACCACCAGCAUAUUAUGAUACAAAAGUUGGGCAGAUUCUAAUAAAUAUAGAUUAUACCAUAAAGGCUCUCUGGCAUGGGUGUUACAAUUCUAGAGAGAAACGUCUACGUUUCUCUGAGUUAUGGAGAUCUAUUAUGGGCGUGGAUUCAGAUGGAGUGCCUCAGACAAAGAAAGAUAUGCUGACAGAGUUUCUAAAUGCAGGUUUCAUGGACAUCUCAGAUGAUCCAUGUUAUCAGGGCAUUUAUGAGGAGGAUGUCGAUUUAGACCCAACCUACGAGCCCAGCAGUGCAGAAGAGGAGAACCUCUUCUCACAAUACUCAGAGAACAUCCUGAUUAAAUUGAGUGCCUACCUCACCUCUGUCCACCAGCACCAAAAUCUGUUUGUGUUUGAGGGGACUCAUAAUCUGUCCAAUGCUGUUCGACUCACAGAGGACGAAAUUGAUCUAGCCACCUACCAGAGGCUGCAGAAAAGACUGGCUGGCCAGAUUCAACUAGUGAGUAAGAACCUUCGGAGGAGUGCAGAAGUCUCCAGAGAUCUUGCCUACCUGAAACUCAUUACUUUCCUGGUGCCCCUGCUGAUUUCCUUGAGGAAAAAGAUGUUGAUUCCUAAUCUGUCUAAAAUGCUUCCACCUUUAUCAGAGGACAAGCUCAAAACAGAGCGAGAACUACCUCCACAUGUUCUUGGACCAGAUUUUGCUUGCAAACACUUUCUAUACCAGCAGGAUCAAUAUUUUCACCUUCAUGGGGGGAUUGAAUUUGAUGUGGGGACUCCUGCCCUGGAUGACAUCACUGAGGAAAUGAAGGCAGCUUUCAGAACUUUGCAUACUCAAGCAGCAAAUUACCUUCACGAGUUGCUUCAUCAGGACUCCACAUACAAAACACACUUUCCAAUACCACUCAGUGAGAUUGAAGGGAAAAGCUAUAAUGUCCUCUCCAUUGAGUUAGAGUCACUUUAUCCUCAACAUAACAUGGUUCAGUGGUGGGGGGCCCUAGACUCUACCAUCAAAGUACUCAAAGGCAAGAAUCUGCCCUUGACGGACAUCGAGCUACACGAGCAGUUUAAGAAAACAUUUGGUUACACGAAAGCCAUAAAGUGCAAGAAUGUGGCAUUUGGACUAAAGGCAGCUGCAGAGAGAGGACUCUGUGCGGUGUUUCUUUCUCUGAGUCGCAAGAACUCUCCCGCUCACCUGCAUGUUCUAGAUGAGCAGGGACUUUCUCUUCUCCAUCACGCUGCAGCCAAUAACCAAUCACACAUCAUCAUCCUGUUAGCCUCAGCAGGCGUCAACCUUAACCAGACACGCAGUGAAAGAUUCAUCAGCAAAGGCCUUACACCGAUGCACCUUGCUGUGCAAUGUGGCUCCCUUGAGUCCCUAAACUGCCUUCUUGCACUGCGAGCAGACUACAAACUUGUGGACAAGAGAGGCUGGAUGCCCAUUCAUUUUGCAGCCUUUUAUGGUCAGGUUGCAUGCAUCCAAGCACUAUUCAGGAAAGACCCUACAUUACUGGAAAUGAAGACCACUGCUGAGUAUCAAAGUUCACCACUGUUAUUGUCAGCAACCUCUGGUUCAGUGGAGGCGCUGGGCUUCCUGUUGUCCAUUGGGGCAAACUGGAAAGAGGAAGACAGCAAAGGCAAUAAUGCUGUCCAGCUGGCAGCACUUUACUUCCACACUGAUGUCCUUACACACCUCAUUCAGCUCAACCUGGAUGACCUUUCUGUGUGGAAGAUUCUUGUUGAGAUGAUUAAGAGUGAGGACUCCAGGCAGUUGGAGAUGGCCCUCAGAUCCUUUGAGGCUCUUUGUGUGAACACUGAGUCUUUUUGUGAGGAUAUCAUGGAAGCAGGAGGUAUUCCCGUCCUGGUGCAUCUCCUUUGUGCAGACAAGCAGAUGGUGCAGUGCAUGGCCACAGCUGUGCUAUGUCACAUGACGGAGAAUGCAAAAGUUUGUGAAGAUCUGGUGCAUUAUGAUGCUGUACCGAUGGUGAUCAAGCUCCUCUGCAGCCAAAAGCCAGAACUGCACUCUCGCUGUGCUGUUAUACUGGCCGAUCUGGCAGGACAUAGCGAGCAGUAUCAAACCCUCAUUUCUCAGUUGGGUGGGGUGGAGCUGGUAGUGAAGCUCCUGACCUCUGACUUCGAAGAUGUGCUAGUAAAUGCUGUCAGGUGUAUCUGUGCACUAUGUGUGAGAAGCCCAUGUAACCAAAGUGCUGUUGCACACACUGGAGGCAUUCCACAUCUUGUGGAAUUACUGUCUGUGAAUUCUGAGGUACUGCAGGAAGAGGCCUGCUUGACCCUGGCCGAAUUGGCUCGGGGUCAUGGGGAGAACCAGGAGCUCAUCUGUGGGGCAGGAGCAGUCAAUGCGCUAGUGCAAACCCUGCAAAAGAGGAACAUCUCUGCUCAGGUCAAGGCAGCCAAAGCACUUGAAUCUAUUGCCAGACAAAAUCCUGCCAUACAGCAAUCCUUCCUCAGGCAAUCAGCUUCCAAAUAUCUUUUACAACUGUUAAAGGUAUUCCAGUUGGAUGUGCGAGAACAAGGUGCAGUGUCUCUUUGGGUCCUAACUGGAGAAACCCUAAAGCAGCAGAAACUGAUGGCAGAGAAGAUGGGCUACCCUCUCAUCCUUGACCUUCUUCUGUCCUCUUCAGACAAAAUGCAAUACGUGGGGUGCCAAGCAGUGAUUGCUCUAAGCCAGGACAGUCAGACCCACCAGGAUGGCUUUUGCAGGGAGAAUGUGGUACCUCCUUUGGUGCGUUUGCUUCGAGGGUCUCGAACAACACAGAAAACCCUACUUAGUGUCAUCAAAGCCCUGGGUUUUUUGUGCAUUGGAGUUGCACUCACUGCAAAUACAAAUAGUCAAAAGAUUAUUUACCGAGAAGAGGCUGUUCCUACAUUAUUAGAGCUUUUAAAAUCACACAAAUCUCUGCAGGUCAAGGUGCAGGUGGCUCAAACACUUGCCUGUGUGCUAUUAAGGAACCAAAAACUCCAGAGGGAAUUUUGGGAACAAGAGAACCUCUCUUAUAAGAUCAUUCUAGAGCUCAUGAGAGUAAAAGACAAGAACAUUUGCCUCGAUGCUGGACAUGCAUUAUCUUUGUUUGCAUGCAACAACAAAGCUCAACAGAAGGCAAUUCGAAAAAUGGGAGGAAUUCCAAUGAAAAUAUAUGAGUGCUUUUUGAAUUCCGACAACGAGAUUGAAAGAGUAAAAGCUGCAUUUCAGAUUGUUGUGUUAGCCAGAGUGGUUACAAGAUCAGAUGAGGUGACUUUGACUGCAAGGGGAAUCACUGUUCUUGUUGAAUUAUUACUGUCUGACCAAUCCACCACUGUUGUAAUUACAGCACAAUUACUUGCUAAUCUCUCUCAAAUGAGAGCAGGUAUUACUGAUGCUAUUGUCACCAUGGGUUCUAUAGAGCAUCUGUCUGCUCAUUUGAACUCAGAGGAUGAAGAGAUUCGAACAGCUUGUGCAAGUGCUCUGGGUUACCUUACCUUCAAUCGACAUGCUCAUCGACAGCUUAUGGCGAAAUGUAGAAGAGCCCCUCAUAUAUAUGAUCUCCUAAUGGAGAAUCUAUCUAUAGAUGCCAGAAUCUCACAAUUAUUUGCGGAAGAAUUCGAAAGACAGCGAAGAAUAGGGUUUCCAUCCCUCAGUUUGGAGAUAAAUGGCGGGCCUCCUGUGCCCCACCGUGGUAAUAAAGGCAUGUCGAAGAGAUCGAGUGAUAGACAUAGUCAGUCAGCAAUCAGUGAGAGAGAAACAUCAGUUCCUGUGAAACACCAUUCAAGGCCAAGAACUGCUAACCCCAGAGUCAAGAUGGGGCAGAAGCUGAGCAUAAAUUGA